Molecule: messenger RNA, 4366 nt
Organism: Pipistrellus kuhlii (Kuhl's pipistrelle)
Lineage: Eukaryota; Metazoa; Chordata; Mammalia; Chiroptera; Vespertilionidae
Gene: ZNF687
Product: zinc finger protein 687
Exons: 8
Coding region: 18-3764 (1248 amino acids)
Source: RefSeq, a predicted model, not a curated record
GUCCGGGACUGGCCGCCAUGGGAGACAUGAAAACCCCUGAUUUUGACGACCUCCUUGCUGCCUUCGACAUCCCCGACAUUGAUGCAAAUGAAGCCAUCCACUCUGGGCCAGAGGAAAACGAGGGGCCGGGAAUCUCAGUGAAGCUAGAACCCGGUGUCGAGGGUGAAUCUGGAGAAGGGACAGCAGCAGCUACUCGGGAUGGCUCUGGGGUUUCCACCCAGGACUCUGAGCAUGCUCUGUCGUCGGGGGACACCUCGGUAGUCAGCGUCAUUGUCAAGAACACCGUGUGCCCUGAGCAGCCCGAGCCCCUGGCUGGAAGCUCAGGAGGGGAAGGGGCCCGGCUUGGGGUCACGAUUAAGGAGGAACCUGUGGGGCCUCAUCUGCUGCAGAAUGGUUUUGGGGGAAACCCCCACUCUCCAACUCCUCCCAGGGACGGCUCCUGGAAAGCAAGAGCCAUAGAAGGCAAAGCACCUUUGGACUUCUUUGCUCAUUUUGAGCCUGAGCCAGGAGAGCACCCUGAUCCCCUGCCUUCCUCGGUGCCCUCCCCCCUGAGAGAAGGGACCAUGACCCCGCCUCCUUUCCCCUCUCCCUUUGAGCUGGCCGCGGAGAACGGCCCCGCCCUCCUGCCCCCCAGUUCUCCCCCACUGCUGGGCACCCUCAAGCAGGAGCUGGGCACCCUCAAGCAGGAGCUGGGCGCCCUCAAGCAGGAGCUGGGCGCCCUCAAGCAGGACAGCGGCAGUCCCCUUCACCCCCAGGCCAUAGCCCGGCUCAGCUCGGGCUCCGAGGCCGUGGGCAUCCCUGCCAGCCCCUCCCCUCCCCAGCUUGCUGGGGUGCCCUUCUUCAAGCAGUCUCCAGGCCAUCAGAGCCCUCCUGCCUCCCCCAAAGUGCCCAGCUGCCAGCCCCUGAAGGAAGAAGAGGAGGACCCGGGGCCAGUGGUCAAGUCUCCCCCAGAAAGUCCCCAGAGCCCUUCCAGCGGAGCGGAGGCUGCUGACGAGGACAGCAAUGACUCCCCUGCCUCCUCCGGCUCUUCCCGGCCCCUCAAGGUGCGGAUCAAGACCGUGAAGACGUCCUGUGGGAAUGUCACGAGGACUGUGACCCGGGUCCCCUCGGACCCUGGGCCCCCUGCGCCCUUGCCCGAGGGCACCUUUCUGGCUGAGGCUAACCUCCUGAAGCUGACCUCUGCAGUCCUGACUCCUGAGAGUCCCAAAGUGGUGAACGUCCAGUUGGGCGACGGCACAAGGCUAAAGGGCACUGUGCUGCCUGUGGCCACCUUCCAGAACGCCAGUACCGCCAUGCUGAUGGCGGCCAGCGUGGCCCGCAAAGCGGUGGUCCUGCCCGGGGGCACCGCCAGCCCGAAGACAAUUGCUAAGAAUGUGCUGGGGCUGGUGCCCCAAGCCCUGCCCAAGGUCGAGGGGCGCAUCGGGCUGGGCAUAGCGGGACAGAAGGUGAACGGGGCCUCCGUGGUGAUAGUGCAGCCUUCCAAGCCAGCCCCUGUGCCGGGCGCGGGGGGCGGCACGGUGAUCUCACGGACGCAGUCCAGCCUGGUGGAGGCCUUCAACAAGAUCCUCAACGCCAAGAACCUGCUGCCCGCCUACCGGCCGAACCUGAGCCCGCCCGCGGAGGCCGGGCUGGCCCUGCCGCCCUCCGGCUACCGCUGCCUGGAGUGCGGGGACGCCUUCUCGCUGGAGAAGAGCCUGGCCCGGCACUACGACCGCCGGAGCAUGCGCAUCGAGGUCACCUGCAACCACUGCGCGCGCCGCCUGGUCUUCUUCAACAAGUGCAGCCUGCUGCUGCACGCCCGCGAGCACAAGGACAAGGGGCUGGUCAUGCAGUGCUCGCACCUGGUCAUGAGGCCCGUGGCCCUGGACCAGAUGGUGGGGCAGCCGGACAUCACGCCCCUGCUGGCCGUCCCCCCGGGCCUCGGACCUUCCGUCCUGUCUGCCUUGGGCAAGGGCGACGGGGCCAUCGCCACCUUUGCCAUUUCUACGGUUGCUGCUGAGGCUCCUGUGCUGCCCCUCUCCGCCGAGCCGCCUGCCGCCGCCCCUGCCACCUCUACUUACACGUGCUUUCGCUGCCUGGAGUGCAAGGAGCUGUGCCGGGACAAGGCGGGCAUGGCUGCCCACUUCCAGCAGCUUGGGCCCCCCGCCCCUGGGGCCGCCAGCAAUGUGUGCCCAACCUGCCCCAUGAUGCUCCCCAAUCGCUGCAGCUUCAGCGCCCACCAGCGCAUGCACAAGAACCGACCCCCCCACGUCUGCCCCGAGUGCGGGGGCAACUUCCUGCAGGCGAAUUUCCAGACGCACCUCCGGGAGGCCUGCCUGCACUUCUCUCGCCGUGUGGGAUACAGGUGCCCCAGCUGUGCGGUGGUGUUCGGGGGCGCGAACUCCAUCAAGUCGCACAUCCAGACGUCGCACUGCGAGGUUUUCCACAAGUGCCCCAUCUGCCCCAUGGCCUUCAAGUCUGGACCCAGCGCCCACGCCCACCUCUACACCCAGCACCCCAGCUUCCCCACGCAGCAGGCCAAGAUGAUCUACAAGUGCGCCAUGUGUGACACGGUCUUCACUCACAAGCCCCUCCUCUCCUCACACUUCGACCAGCACUUGCUGCCGCAGCGCGUCAGUGUCUUCAAGUGCCCGUCUUGUCCUCUGCUUUUUGCCCAAAAAAGGACCAUGCUGGAUCAUCUCAAGAACACCCAUCAGACUGGUCGCUCGGGAGAGGAGACUGCUGGGAAAGGGGCCGGGGAUACUCCUCUGUCCCCUAAAGCCGAGUCUGAGGAGCUGGCUGUGUCUCCGGGAGGAGCAGCUCCCCCUGUAGAGGAGCUGUCUUCCUCUUCGGAAGAGGACCUCCCCAGCUCCCCAGAGGCUGCUGGCCCACCCAAACAGCCCCGGCGCGAUGUGGAGAGCACAGGCACCAAGGGGGGCGGUGUGGGCUCUGCAGGCUGGAGCUGUGGCCUUUGUCACUCCUGGUUCCCGGAGCGGGAUGAGUAUGUGGCCCACAUGAAGAAGGAGCAUGGCAAGUCAGUGAAAAAGUUUCCCUGUCGCCUGUGUGAGCGAUCCUUCUGUUCCGCGCCCAGCCUGAGGCGCCACGUCAGGGUCAAUCAUGAGGGUAUCAAGCGAGUUUACCCAUGCAGGUAUUGCACAGAAGGAAAACGCACCUUCAGCAGCCGCCUCAUCCUGGAGAAGCACGUCCAGGUCCGGCACGGCCUGCCGCUCGGGGACCAGUCUCCUGGCCGGGGGAGCGUGGUGGUCCGGGGCCCCGGGGCCAGAGCCCAGGGGCCGGGACGGAAACGUCGGCAGUCCUCUGACUCUUGCAGUGAGGAGCCUGACAGCACAACACCUCCGGCCAAGUCCCCCGGGCUGGGUGGGCCCGGGUCGGGAGGCCCCCUGCGCUUCCGGAGCGGGGGCCCCGUGGAGCAGAGCCUCGUGGUGGGGCUGAGGGUUGAUGGUGGGACCCAGCAGUGCCUCGACUGUGGCUUAUGCUUUGCCUCCCCUGGCUCCCUGAGCCGGCACCGCUUCAUCAGCCACAAGAAGAAACGGGCUGUGGGUAGCGCCAGUGCCCUGGGUGUGGGGGAUGGGGAGGAAGAGGCGCCCGCUCUACUGAGGUCUGACCCGGACGGUGCAGAUUCACCCUUGCCUGCUGCUGCAGGUCCACUGACCUGUAAAGUCUGUGGCAAGAAUUGUGACAGCCCUCUCAACCUCAAGACCCAUUUCCGCACACACGGCAUGGCGUUCAUCAGGGCUCGGCAAGGAGUCAGUGGGGACAACUAGCCCCAGACCUGGACUGACUGGCCCCUCCUCUUCCCCAGGAGCCCGGGUCACUGCUGCUCCACAGGCUGGGGGUUCCUUACAUUCACAUUUCGUUCCACUCCUCGCCCCCUAGUCCCCAGAGACAACAGACUUGAGCAUUAUAGUUGUUUGCAGUCCCCACUGUGGGUUUGGCCCUUGGGUCCUAGUAGAGCGGGCUCUCCAUUCCUCCUCUCUUAGCCCAACACUAAUUGUGCGCCUGCUGCAGCCCGCGGAUGGGAGGACGGACUUCCAGGCCUGCUAGACAGGUCCAAGGGACCAGCCGGCAGUCACACUCCACAGCCCCUCAGGCGGGCUUCCGGCCCGGCCCGGCCCUGCCCUGCCCUAGCACUACCCCUUAGAUUCCCUGGCACUCAAGCCCCCACCCCCACAGUGCCUUUCACUUGUUUUCCCCCACUCCCAGAAAUGCAGGGGGGCUGCUAGGGAUGAGUCCUGUCAUGGGGGCCCAGGGAGAGGAGGGGGACAGGCUCUCAGGAAUCCUUUAUUCUUGUAGUAAUAAUACUAACAGUGGGGGAGAUGGGAAGGAGAAAACCAGACCAUUAAAACUGCUUGUGGUUUAAUCCCCA